Molecule: messenger RNA, 2299 nt
Organism: Pteropus alecto (black flying fox)
Lineage: Eukaryota; Metazoa; Chordata; Mammalia; Chiroptera; Pteropodidae
Gene: ARMCX1
Product: armadillo repeat containing X-linked 1
Exons: 4
Coding region: 527-1897 (456 amino acids)
Cellular component (GO): mitochondrion
Molecular function (GO): protein binding
Source: RefSeq, a predicted model, not a curated record
UCACGUGAGCAGAAGCCUACGUGUACAGUCGCCUUUCUAAUCCUGGUCUUGGUUUGGUCCGAUUGUCAUCUGCCUAUUGCCCCAAAGGCGGGCGGGCCUGUGGCCAGGGAAUGAGAAGGAGGGAACUGCCGGAAUCCCAACAGGACCUUGAAUUCGGAAAAGCCGGUAUUGGGACUCUCUGAAGUGCUGUUCUGUCUGUCCAGCCAUCCGCCUCUGCGGAGUCGCAGAUCUGUGUCUGUGGAUCUUGCGCCUGAAGGCUAAACCGACCGGAGUGCACUAAGAAGAGGAAUAUUAUCUAGAAACAAAGAAGUGGGUGUGGCGUCACCUCCGAGGAAGUGAUUUUCGGGAGUGUGGUGGAAGAUUGGAGGAGAUGGAAGGAGGAGGGAGAGAGGUCCCACUGUAUCUGCAGCUGUCACAGAGCCUGCCAGCCAUAGCUAAAGACUCCACCCUUGUGGGAUCACUCUUCUGGGCCAGAGGAAGCCCUCUCUGCCUGGGUUAAGAAUUCAGCUCAGAUAUUCUUCAGAGUAUGGGUCGUACUCGGGAAGCUGGCUGUGUGGCCGCUGGUGUGGUGAUCGGGGCUGGUGCUUGCUACUGUGUAUACAGACUGGCUUGGAGAAGGGAUGAGAGCGAGAAAAUCUGGGAUGAGGAUGAUGAGGACGAUGAGGAAGAAUCUAGUGAUAUUGCAGAGACUGGGGUUCAGACUGGGAAAGGAGCUAAUGCUGGGGUAGGGGCUGCUGCUAGACUUCAGGGUGACUCAAAGGCCAGGACUGAGGUGGCUGUGGAACUCAAGAGUGGUCCAGAUGUAAAGGUGGAGGCCCACUCAUGGGCCCAGAGUGGAGGUGGCCUAGAAGCCAAGGCCAAGGCUCUUUUCAGCACUCUGAAGGAACAGGCAAGCACAAAGGCGGGCAAAGGGGCCAGGCUGGGUACCAUCUCUGGGACCAGGACCCUUGCACCGAGUUUACCCUGCCCAGGAGGCAGAGGUGGAGGCUGCCACCCCACCAGGAGUGGAGCUAGGGCUGGGAGCAGGGCAAGUAGAAAGUCCAAAGGAAGAACCCGAGCUAAGAGCACCAGGACUCCAGCUACAGCAUGGCCUGUUCGCAGGGGCAAGUUUAACUUUCCCUAUAAAAUUGAUGAUAUUCUAGGUGCUACAGACCUUCAAAAGGUCCUUAACAUCCUGGAAAGAACAAAUGAUCCUUUUAUACAAGAAGUAGCCUUGGUCACUCUGGGUAACAAUGCAGCAUAUUCAUUUAACCAAAAUGCCAUUCGUGAAUUGGGUGGUCUCCCAAUUAUUGCAAAACUGAUAAAAACAAAAGAUCCCAUUAUUAGGGAAAAGGCUUACAAUGCCCUUAAUAACUUGAGUGUAAAUGCUGAAAAUCAGGGCAAGAUUAAAACAUAUAUCAGUCAAGUGUGUGAUGAUACCAUGAUCUGUCGCUUGGAUUCAGCUGUGCAGAUGGCUGGACUAAGACUGUUAACCAACAUGACUGUGACUAAUCAUUACCAACAUUUGCUUUCCUAUUCUUUUCCAGACUUUUUUGCUUUGUUAUUCCUGGGAAAUUACUUCACCAAGAUUCAGAUUAUGAAACUAAUUAUAAACUUUACUGAAAAUCCUGCCAUGACAAGAGAGUUGGUCAGUUGUAAAGUACCAUCAGAAUUGAUUUCCCUCUUUAAUAAAGAAUGGGACAGAGAGAUUCUUCUUAAUAUCCUAACCCUAUUUGAGAAUAUAAAUGACAACAUAAAAAAUGAAGGGCUUGCAUCAUCCAGGAAAGAAUUCAGCAGAAGUUCACUUUUUUUCUUAUUCAAAGAAUCUGGAGUGUGUGUUAAGAAAAUCAAAGCAUUAGCAAAUCACAAUGAUCUGGUGGUGAAAGUAAAAGUCCUAAAAGUAUUGACUAAACUCUAAUUGGGGGUCCCAAACAAUACUGAAGUAUUUUUUUAGUUUGCCCUUGGGAACGAUGCAUUUUGUAAAUUGUUUUUCACUGUGCUUAUAUGGCAAAGAAAUACUUUAAGCUGCUAUUUUGGAAUAAUGAAUAUCACAAAUCAUCAACAGUAAUGCUGGUUAUGAUGGAUAGUUUUAAGCUGGACCAUUUUAAGGAUGUCAGAUGAAUACUAGAGCUUGUACAAUGAAAGCACUUAUUGAUUCCAUCCUGCUACUUAGAUUGAGAUGAUUUUACUCUUUACCUAAACUGACAGUAAACUAAUCAUGAAUAAGUUACACUUUUGUAUUGGUUUACAAUUGUUAAUCUUAGAUUUGUGUUUUAUCAAUAAAGUUGUUUGUUUUAACUAGCAAACAAAAAGAAAUUUA